Antechinus flavipes (yellow-footed antechinus) is the source of this 872-nucleotide messenger RNA. It is a transcript of the gene EEF1B2, whose product is annotated as eukaryotic translation elongation factor 1 beta 2. Bases 140 to 820 code for a protein of 226 amino acids. Gene Ontology annotation, biological process: translational elongation. Gene Ontology annotation, cellular component: eukaryotic translation elongation factor 1 complex; cytosol. The transcript has 6 exons. Lineage: Eukaryota; Metazoa; Chordata; Mammalia; Dasyuromorphia; Dasyuridae. The record is from RefSeq and is a predicted model, not a curated record. Gene Ontology annotation, molecular function: translation elongation factor activity; guanyl-nucleotide exchange factor activity.
GCGCGGUCCUUUUUUUUACUCGGCGGCCGGCGCUAGUGUAUUCGCACGCGGCGCUCUUUUCCUCUCCCGGGCUGAGCUCCUCAGUCGCCGCCGCCGCCGCCGCCUCUGCCUCUACCCAGUCCCUUCCGCCACCAUCACCAUGGGCUUCGGAGAUCUCAAGACACCUGCUGGUUUGCAGCAUCUCAACGACUUCUUAGCGGACAAGAGCUACAUCGAAGGGUACGUGCCGUCCCAGGCCGACAUUGUGGUGUUUGAAGCCGUCUCGGGUCCGCCCCCCGCCGAGCUGUACCACGCUCUGCGCUGGUACAACCACAUCAAGUACUACGAGAAGCAGAAGGCCAGCUUGCCAGGAAAGAAGAAGGCUUUGAGCAAGUAUGGACCUGCUGAUGUAGAAGAUACCACUGGAAGUGGUGGAGCUACAGAUAGCAAAGAUGAUGAUGACAUUGAUCUCUUUGGGUCUGAUGAUGAGGAGGAAAGUGAAGAAGCAAAGAAGCUAAGAGAAGAACGCCUUGCUCAGUAUGAAUCAAAGAAAUCUAAAAAACCUGCAAUUGUUGCCAAGUCUUCACUCUUACUGGAUGUAAAACCUUGGGAUGAUGAGACUGAUAUGGCAAAAUUAGAGGAAUGUGUCAGAAGCAUUCAGGCAGAUGGCUUGGUCUGGGGCUCUUCUAAACUUGUUCCAGUGGGAUAUGGCAUCAAGAAGCUUCAGAUACAGUGCGUAGUUGAAGAUGAUAAAGUUGGGACAGAUAUGCUAGAGGAACAGAUAACUGCCUUUGAAGACUACGUGCAAUCCAUGGAUGUUGCUGCCUUCAAUAAGAUCUAAAAACCUACCAUCCUCAUAAAUUGCAUUUAAAUAAAAAUAUUUGCAAGCAAGA